Culex pipiens pallens (northern house mosquito) is the source of this 1072-nucleotide messenger RNA. RefSeq names its product dynein light chain Tctex-type 5-B-like. NCBI's taxonomy places the organism in Eukaryota, Metazoa, Arthropoda, Insecta, Diptera, Culicidae. The transcript is spliced from 3 exons. Gene Ontology annotation, biological process: microtubule-based movement. The record is from RefSeq and is a predicted model, not a curated record. The coding region runs from base 190 to 882 and encodes 230 amino acids. Gene Ontology annotation, molecular function: dynein intermediate chain binding. Gene Ontology annotation, cellular component: cytoplasm; cytoplasmic dynein complex.
UGGAAAAGUUUUGCGCCCAUUUUCCUUCCAGAAAAGAAAAGAAACGCUCGCCCGGCCGCUCGCGGGGAGCAUGACAAAGGACUAUUUAUUAGAGUGCUGCUGGCUUUGCUUCGUCCCACGUGGAGCAUCAUCAGUGACGUUGCGCGGAAUCGGCGGCGACCUUCUUCGGAACAACAUUCCGGCCUCAUAAUGGAGCAAACUGGCGCCAAUGCUGCUGGUGCUACUACGGCCGGAACAGCCUCGGUGGCCCCGGUCGCGGUCACAACGAUUCCGUCAAUCGGUCUGACAACAGCGACGGCAGCACUAGCGGUACGCAAAACCGCCCCAAAUGUGAGUUCUGCCCUGUCGGGUCCGAAAUCUGGUCGGUUCUUUGGGUCAGCGUUCAGCAUCACCAACCGGUACCGGGCCAACAGCAGCAACCUGGGCAAGGUUAGCCUGGCCAUCACGAACCUCAAAGUGCUGAACAACGUGCCACUUCCGCCGCCCAUUUGUGCCAUGGUCGCUUCGGAUACUCCGCCAGCGUUGAAGUUUCAGCCGACGUACAGGCUCGACUCGAAGAACCCCUUCAAUCGGGCCGCCUGCGAGGUGAUCCUGCGGGAAGCUCUGGACAAGGCACUGCAGGGUGUGGAGUACAGCUCGUACUUUGCGCCGUCCCUGUGCCAGCAGAUCUGCGAGGACGUCAAGGCCAAAGUGAAGGAGCUGAAUUUUGAUCGGUACAAACUGGUGGUGACCGUUACGAUGGGCGAACGGUACAUGCAGGGCAUGAAAUCAAUAGCCCAGUUCCUGUGGGAUCCGGAAAAGGAUAGCUACGUGUCCUGUAUUUACGACGCUUCGCCGAGCCUGUUUGCCGUUGCAACCAUUUAUGCCAUCUAUUUCGAGUAGUAGAGUGGUGACUAUUUGUAUACGUUACAAACCAAGAUCUCCGAAGCUCGGGAGAUUUGAGGAUUGUUUCAUUUGUUGCUGCUGCUGUUGUUGUUUAUUGAACUGUUAUCCUGUCGUAGAGAGCGAACCUCAUGAAUAAUAAAGCUCCGCUUAAGGGCACCAUGUCAAGGUGGUGUAUCACAUUGCAAAG